AUGUAAGGACAUGAAGAUAUUACGAAAGUUUAUACUUUUGAAAAGACUCUAGGAGAGUAAGCCAUGAUAUUUAAUAAAUUAGAGGUGCCUUUGGAGUUGUUAAGAGAGCAAAAAAGAAGUCUAAUGGAGAUAUGUAUGCUGUGAAAAUCAUCAAUAAGUAUUUGUUGAUGUGACUAACAAUUAGAGACAACUUAUAAAAUGAGGACUUAUAAGCUUUGCAAACAGAAGUGGAAAUUUUGACUUAAGUACAAUAUUAUGCUUACUACUAGAUUGACCAUCCAAAUGUAGUCAAGCUUUAUGAAAUUUACGAAGAUGACACCAAUUUUUAUAUGGUCUUGGAAUUGAUGACAGGAGGUGAAGUAAGGAUUUAUGCUUAAAUUCUAAGCUUUUUGAAAGAAUAGUGGAGAAAGAUCACUUUAGUGAAAAAGAAGCUGCUGCCACAUUGAGACCAAUCAUAGAUGCAUUGUCUUAUUGUCACAAAAUGGGAAUUGCUCAUAGAGAUCUCAAACCUGAAAAUCUUUUAUUUUCAAGUAGAGAACCAGGCGCUUUAUUAAAGGUAAGUGAUUUUGGACUGGCACGUUUUGUUACUAAUGAUGAAGUCAUGAUGACUCAAUGUGGUACACCUGGAUAUGUGGCACCUGAAAUUCUUUCUGGACACGGAUAUUCAGAAGCUAUUGACUUUUGGUCAGUUGGUGUUAUACUCUAUAUUAUGUAAGUGAUUUAUCUAAUUCAAUAGGUUAUGUGGAUUUCCACCAUUCUAUGAUGAGGAUAAUGAUAAGCUCUUCAAAAUCAUCAAAACUGGGCAGUUCUCCUUCCCCUCUCCUUAUUGGGAUAGCAUCAGCAAUGAAGGUAAAUCUGAUUAAUUCAUAUCCUUAUAGCUAAGGAUCUCAUUAAAGGUCUAUUAACAGUUGAUCCAGCAAAAAGGUUUGGAACUGAAAAAAUCUUGAAACAUCCUUGGUUAGUGAACAAUACAGUUAAAUCAAUUCCUAACAUUUAAAAUAAGAUGAAGGAAUUUUAUGGAAGCGCAACCAUGAAAGUAUUAUUAAUCUCAUAAUUUCAAUUAGAAAAUGGGUAACUUUGUUAAGCUAGCAUAAAGAUGGGGUAAAUUAUCAUAGAUUAAAAAGAAAUGAUUUAAUUAUAUCAUCA
This is a messenger RNA of Paramecium octaurelia, 1146 nucleotides long. The record is from the annotation of a GenBank genome assembly. Lineage: Eukaryota; Ciliophora; Oligohymenophorea; Peniculida; Parameciidae.